GCUGAUACGCCAUUUGGUUCUUAUUUUCUCGCUUCCUCUUCACUUCUUCUUUUGUUCUUCCCUUCCGAUCUUUGGUCUGAAUUCGAUUGGUACUUAAUGCUUAAUGGUUCUCUUCGACGCCAAUUUCUUCAAUCUCGAGUUAGCCCUGCAACAAUCUCACUCUCACAUAAUUAUCACCAAACCCAAACUGAAAAUCAUGGCUAUAACAAAAACUCUCUUGAUUUAUUUGCUCACCUUCUCGAAAAAUGCAGUACUCACAAACAAACCAAAGAAAUUCAUACAAAAAUCAUUCAUGCAGGAUCAAAUCAAUCUGGGUUUUUAUUUCCAGGACUUAUAUCAAGUUAUUCACAACUGGGGUUUGUUGAUGAAGCCAAAAAAGUGUUUCAUAACAUACCCAACGACUGUAAAUCGGACUUGUCAUUAUGGAAUUCAAUCUUAAGAGCUAAUAAAACACAUGGUUUUGAUGAAGAAACCAUUGAUAUUUACAUUCGAAUGCGGAAUUCAGGUGUUUCUAGUGAUGGGUUUACUUUCCCGCUUGUUAUCAAAGCUUGUACUUCAAUGGGCGAUUCUAAGUUGUGUAAAGCUGUUCAUGGGCAUGUAUUGGUUUCAGGAUAUCAAUAUAAUCUUCAUGUUGGGAAUGAUUUGAUUAAUGGGUAUGGAAAAAUGGGAUUAAUGGAGGAUGCGAUUAAGGUGUUUGAUAAAAUGUCACGUAGAAAUCAUGUUACUUGGAAUACUAUGUUUUCUGGUUUUGCGCAUAAUUUUGAUUGUGAUGGUGCUGUUAAUAUGUUUGGAUUAAUGGAACGAGAAGGUGUAGAACCGCAUUUACUGACAUGGACAUCGUUUAUCUCGGUACAUAAGCGAUGUGGAUUGCAUGACAGAGUUAUUGAAUUGUUUCGAGAUAUGAGAAGGAAGAUGAAUUGUUCAACUGGUGAAGUAAUUGCUGUGGUUUUAUCAUCUUGUGCUGAAUUGGAUAAGUUUCAAAUGGCUAAGGAGAUCCAUGGGUAUGUUAUUAGUGGUGGAUUUCAGGAUUAUAUGUUUGUGCAGAAUUCGCUUAUAUCUGUUUAUGGGAAAAAUGGGAAUGUAGAGGAAGCAAGAAAUUUGUUUAUGGAGAUUAAGACUAAAAACUUAGUGACUUGGAAUGCAUUGAUUUCUUCCUUUGCGGAUGCUGGUUUUUGUGAUGAGGCUCAUCAAACUUUCUGCCAGUUGGUAAACAUUGAUGACCAAAAACCGAGACCCAAUGUUGUAAGUUUUAGCGCAGUCAUUGGGGGUUUUGCUGCGAAGCGGAAAGAGAAUGAAUGCUUUGAAGUCUUUCGUGAAAUGUUGCAUUUUAAGGUUCACCCAAAUUCGGUCACAAUUGCCAGUCUUCUGUCGUUGUGUGCAGAGGUGGUAGCUCUGGGUUUAGGGAAGGAAAUUCAUGGGUAUUCGAUUAGAGCUCUGAUGGAUAAGAAUAUAUUGGUAGGAAAUGGUCUAGUCAAUAUGUAUACGAAGUGUGGUGAUGUCAUGGACGCGUGUUCAGUGUUUGAUCACAUGGAUAAUAGGGAUUUAAUCUCUUGGAAUUCGAUGAUUGCAGGGUAUGGUAUGCAUGGAUAUGCCAAGGAAGCACUUGCAACUUUCAGUGAGAUGGUUAAAUUAGGGUCAAAACCAGAUGUAGUCACGUUUGUUUCAGUUCUUUCUGCAUGUAGCCAUGCUGGGCUUGUUACUGAGGGUCGAAAGCUGUUUGAUCAGAUGAGCAGUGAAUUUAUGAUUAUGCCAGAUAUGGAACACUAUUCUUGUAUUGUUGAUCUACUUGGCAGAGCAGGCUUAUUUCAAGAGGCAAAUGAACUUAUCGAAAAAAUGCCAUUUGAACCGGAUGAAUGUGUAUGGGGAGCACUGCUGAAUGCUUGCAGGAUUCAUAAGAAUACAGAUAUAGCAGAAGUGAUUAAAUCACGUUUGAAUCUUGAAUCGGAGAUGACUGGGACUUACAUGUGUCUCUCCAAUAUCUAUGCUUCUCAGGGAAGAUGGGAGGAUGCUGCCAAAGUGAGAGUUGCAGCCAAAACUAGAGGGCUAAAGAAAAUCCCAGGUCAGAGUAGGAUUGAAGUGAGGAAGAAAUCUUACAUCUUUUCAUCUGGUAACAGUUUUCAGUCAGGUUUGGACAAAGUUUACGAAAUACUUGAUGAUUUAGGUCCGCGAAUGAAGGCCGAAGGUUAUGUACCAGAUAAAAGCUUUGUUUUACAAGAUGUGGGUGAUGAGGAGAAGAAAGAGAUUUUGAAUGGACACAGUGAGAAACUAGCAAUUGCAUUUGGUCAUGCUAAUAUUCUUCCUAACUUUCCAAUUCGAGUCACAAAGAAUCUCCGGGUUUGUGGGGACUGCCAUAACUGGACUAAGAUUUUCACGAAAGUGACAAAACGUGAAGUUAUUGUUAGAGAUGGACGUCGUUUUCACCAUUUCAAAGAUGGGUUAUGUUCUUGCAGAGAUUAUUGCCUUUUCAGCAAAAUAAACUGUUGGGUGAAUGCGAAUCGUAAGUGGGGUGUUCUAUCACUGGAAGGAAUGGAGACGACACUCCGCCACUCUCUGCGGCUCUGCCUCUCCUUGCUAGUGAAGGAAGCCUCCUUGUCCUUGCUUUUUUAUGAAACCUUUGUUCAAGGUUUCUGCAAAUAUUCUUUAUGUCCAGUUGAAUAUGCACUUUCAUGGCAUUGACAACCCCUAAAAUUUCUUGUAUUUUGUCAUGUCCACAGUUGACUCACUUUUUCCC
This is a messenger RNA of Papaver somniferum (opium poppy), 2731 nucleotides long. Its product is annotated as putative pentatricopeptide repeat-containing protein At1g17630. Gene Ontology annotation, biological process: RNA modification. The coding region runs from base 97 to 2676 and encodes 859 amino acids. NCBI's taxonomy places the organism in Eukaryota, Viridiplantae, Streptophyta, Magnoliopsida, Ranunculales, Papaveraceae. Gene Ontology annotation, molecular function: RNA binding; zinc ion binding; protein binding. The transcript has 2 exons. The record is from RefSeq and is a predicted model, not a curated record.